Molecule: messenger RNA, 1546 nt
Organism: Aegilops tauschii subsp. strangulata
Lineage: Eukaryota; Viridiplantae; Streptophyta; Magnoliopsida; Poales; Poaceae
Product: ubiquitin-ribosomal protein eL40 fusion protein-like
Biological process (GO): translation
Cellular component (GO): ribosome
Molecular function (GO): protein binding; structural constituent of ribosome
Source: RefSeq, a predicted model, not a curated record
AUGCAGAUCUUCCUCAAGACCCUGACCGGGAAGACGAUCACGCUCGAGGUCGAGAGCAGCGACACCAUCGACAACGUCAAGGCCAAGAUUCAGGACAAGGAAGGCAUCCCUCCGGACCAGCAGCGGCUCAUCUUCGCGGGGAAGCAGCUGGAAGAGGGGCGCACCCUGGCCGACUACAACAUCCAGAAGGAGUCGACGCUGCACCUGGUGCUCCGCCUCCGCGGCGGCACCAGGGGAGGCUACCUAAACGUGGAGCCAAAUCUCCUGCAGCUCGCGCUCAAGUACAACGAGAAGAAGAUGGUCUGCCGCAAGUGCUACGCUCGGCUUCCCCUGAGGUCAACCAACUGCCGCAAGAAGAAGUGCGGCCACAGCAACCAGAUCAGGCCCAAGAAGAGGUUCAUCAACAAGCUUUCGAACUGAAGAUCGAAUCGGUAGGGGAGAGAGAAGGGAAGGACCGUCUGUGAAUAAAUUGUUUCAUUCGGUUUAUCAAGUUGCUUUAGUGAUUUUGAAUAAAAAGGGUGAUAUGUUCUAGCUAGCUAGUCUGAAGUUUCAAGCCAUGCAAGGGUUACUUAAGAGUUGGAUGCAUGUAUUACCCACAUAUUCUGUUGGUUUUUCUUUUCUUUUCCUUUUUUUUUGGAGGAAAUCGUGUAUGUGUAGGGCAUAAAUAGGAAAAAAAAAACACACGAAUCUCCGCAAAAAAUCAAUGGCAUGAGAUUUAGAUAUGCUAUACUUGAGGCACAUCUACAUGUGCUUUAGCAAAACUUAUUAUUUUUUAUUCCAGGGGACUGGGGAAUAGAAUUACAUCACGAAAAGGCUCCAGAUCAGCGAGACAAGGUGGGCCUUGUUACCCAUGGUGCAUCCUAGUAUCGAAACCUUCAAAGGUUCCACAUCCACAAUGCUGGCAUAUUAACCAGAAAAGUGAAUGACAUAUUAACCACGUGACACACACGUGGUAAACAAUCCAAACAAUUACAAAAAACAGAAUGGUGAAUGACAUGUUGCAACAAUUGGGAAAUCAAAUGGAUGUGCCAAGUCCAUACCUCAGCACAAAUAUCAAUCCAAGAUUUUGUGCGGGUACCCCCCUUUCCAUUACUUGCAUAAGGAAAAUACGAAGUUCAGGACUUCUGAAAGGAAAAGAAGAAGCGAGUUGGAUGCAUUAUCAAGAAACCCACUGCGCACGCAAGUUCCACAUAAGUAGCGCAAGCAACAAAACAUAGGCCACGCAUGCCCACCCACAUGAUCAGCACCGAAACAUUCUAGCAGCAACAAAGUGUGACUACAACCUUGAAAAUCGAUCCGCCUCUUCCACAAGAUGAGCUCGGAAGAGAUCCUUGACAGAUACACCCUCCGUUCCAAAAUAAGUGACUCAAACUUUGUACUAACUUUACUACAAACUUGAGUCACUUAUUUUGGGACGGAAGGAGUGCCUAACAUGUUUGUAGCAUCAAUCCUGAGCAUAUCCGCACGUUUCGUCAGUCCUGGUGCUCCUUCUGCCUUGUGAACACCUGCCCAGUACAAUAAAAGCGACCAAACAGAACACACAAUG